Cherax quadricarinatus is the source of this 1474-nucleotide messenger RNA. The record is from RefSeq and is a predicted model, not a curated record. NCBI's taxonomy places the organism in Eukaryota, Metazoa, Arthropoda, Malacostraca, Decapoda, Parastacidae.
AUGGCGACAGAGGUCCAAUAUGACAUCGUUCAGAGAUUCUUGGAAUACAGUCUGGUGAGAAAAGUUCAUGUCAAGGCUACCAAUGGUGAAACACUGCUUCAGUUCUAUACAGAAAGAAACAACCUUGGGCAGUAUGACAAUGCUGUGGUACGAGUGCUUGAGUGCGAAAAGCUGCUCCACAGCACCAAGCCCAGUGCAGAAAUGUGCCUCCGUGUGCAGCUGGGCACAACAGAGGCCAGCUCUAAAGCUCGCUCACAGUUACAAGCCAUGUAUGAGUCCACCAGAGCUCAACGUCACUGCUGGAACUUUUGGUUCUUUCUUUCGUGUUUCCUCCUUCCUUCUGUUUUCUACUACCUUGACGUGUACACGGAUAUCCUCUUGGCUGUAGAAUAUUACCAGGACUACAUGCGGAACAACACCAACGAAACCAGCUAUUCUGGAGACAAUCAAACUCAGGGGGAAGAUUUACAAGAGGAGAACCAACGGAAGUUCAUGGACAUCUUUGAGGACAUCACAGACUCCCAGUACAAGAUUAACUUCGUGUUAACCAUGUUCUUCAUUCUGCUGCCCAUCACUCUUCUCUCCAUGUGGAACCUUUAUAUCCACGUUACACAGCCAGACAUUCUUCCAGUUUUCCGUCGCUUACCCAGCUUUCUACGAGUGUCUGUGUACACCUUCAUCUUUCUCACACCUCUCGCACCCAUCAUGGCAUACCUGGAAAAUACUUACGCGCAGAUGAAACACAUGAAUGUGACUGCCAGACAGAUGCAAGAGGUGGAUUCAAAAUCAUACAAUAGUUUCCCGACACACGGUAACACCAAGACUUACCGGCACCACAUGCGAGAUAUGAAAAUUCGUAAAUACUACGAUCUGAAGCAUGUAGCACAAAUGAGAGUUGCCAUAACUAACGUGAUGGAAGCCACUCUGGAGUCUGCCUUUCAGCUCAUCUUACAAUUGUAUAUAGUUGGCACUCGUUAUACCGAGCUGGAUAAGGUGAAGGAUGUUACCCUGGGCUCCAUCCUCUCAUUAUCUCCUCGUGGGACAGAUACACAGUUGUCCAAACAAGUGUUCUCCGUGCUCAUAUCACUGGUCUCUCUCACCUGGUCGUUCACCUCGUACCAUCGUUUUUCCAAACUGGGCGGCCUCACUAUCCUCAAUGCACUGCCAUUGCUUUUUGCCAUAUUCUUCCAGGUCGUAUCGAGGGCAAUAGCAUGUACGCUUUUCACUCUGGCGUACACUUGGAAGGUGUUUGUGGUGCUGGGUAUUCACUUCGUUAUCGUGCUGGUGUUCAAGUUGAAGCUUGAGGAGAGGUAAGUUUGUUUUCUAGCUUUUGUAACCUUGUUCAAGACUGCACUGCAAAGCUGUUGGAACCUAAAACUUCCUUCAGGUAAAGUGAUCCAAGACAAUACCAUGGAGUUCAAUGGAACCUCAUAACUUCAUCCAAGUAAAUAGAGUGGAAAACUUGAAAAUAGGU